This is a messenger RNA of Benincasa hispida (wax gourd), 1331 nucleotides long. RefSeq lists its product as uncharacterized. NCBI's taxonomy places the organism in Eukaryota, Viridiplantae, Streptophyta, Magnoliopsida, Cucurbitales, Cucurbitaceae. The record is from RefSeq and is a predicted model, not a curated record.
GGUCACCUCGACAAAUUUCCUCCCAAAGCCCUUAUUGCAAGUUCUAAGUUACAAGGAUUUCCUCCGUUUCCGAAAACAUCCUUGCACCGGCGAGAAGCUUCACAAGCUCAUGCUCUCACUCACACACAAGCUUCGGACUCUGUCCUCAUCUCUAUGCUCCAAAUAUGAUCCAGUUCGAUCGGUCCGGACGAACGCCGGGCCGUCCAAGCGGCGCUCAAAGCCUGCUGCAUUCACUGUAAACAAGCCCGACCAAAAGUCCGAGUGGUGGGCUGUUGACGGCGAAAUGCACGAAAUCGGCGACAAUGUGCCCCCUCGCGAGCGAUUCGUUAUACCCAGAGAAAAUAUCCCCAAUCGGCGUCGAAAGCAGCUCAGGGAACAGUUCAUGCGUCGGACUCGCCUCGUUCUCAAAGAAUCUGAGCACGAGCCAUGGUGCAAAAAGUACAUGGAGCUUUAUCGGGAGCUAAGGGAAAACUGGGAGAGGCUGUACUGGGAUGAGGGUUAUUCCAAAAAACUUGCUCGGGAUCAUGCAAACUACGAGUCUUCUGAGGACGAAGAUUUUUCACCUUAUAGGAAUAGGCAAUCCAGUGCUGAUCGGAGUAAGGAACAGGAUUUUAGGAGGAACAUGCAAGUUGGUAACUGGGAGAAGGUCAGCCAGAUUAGAGAUAAGUUUGAAUACGACAGGGAGAGAAGAAUGAGAGAGAGAGCAUUUGCACCUAUGCAUGGAGAUCCAACUUUUGCCUCACAGAAUCCAAAUUCCCGAAGACAGCAAACAGAUGUGCAGCCACAAAGAUACUUGUCCGAGAGCGAUAGUGACUGACAAAAUGACUAAAAUUUAUCUGCAUCUAUGUGAAGAAGAGGUUAGGAAUAUCCUUAGUCCUUACAGCUCAUCUCUCCCUUUGCUGUAGUUGCCAUUAUAUCUGCAGUUGAUAGGGUGUUUUCUCAUCUCAAGUUUAAGACAACCAGAGUCAUUUUUGUUACAUCGAUAGGUUCAACUAGUGAUCUUUGGUUGGUUUCGAUAUUGUGUUAAUAUGCUCCAUUAGAGUGAACACAAAUAAACUGAACUAUUGUUACUGCUACAUUCAAACGACAUAACGGUUGAAAGAGCUUGGCAAUGGAGAGGCAUUUUCUGGCCUCCUUUUUAGGUCUCUGAAAGAAGACCAAUUGAGAGAGGUUGGUGAUGGAUGUAAUAUCUUUACUGUACACAUAUUCAAAUCUUAGGUUUUGUUACAAUUGAAUCCCAUGUGUAAGUUUUGCUGUCAAAGAUACUGUGAAGGAACUGAAAUGCUAAUAUGAUGAACAUUUGAAACUACAGCUUUUCAAGUUAAAUGACA